Sinocyclocheilus grahami is the source of this 432-nucleotide messenger RNA. RefSeq names its product adenine phosphoribosyltransferase-like. The record is from RefSeq and is a predicted model, not a curated record. The transcript has 4 exons. NCBI's taxonomy places the organism in Eukaryota, Metazoa, Chordata, Actinopteri, Cypriniformes, Cyprinidae. Bases 31 to 432 code for a protein of 133 amino acids. Gene Ontology annotation, biological process: adenine salvage; AMP salvage. Gene Ontology annotation, cellular component: cytoplasm. Gene Ontology annotation, molecular function: adenine phosphoribosyltransferase activity; adenine binding; AMP binding.
GUCUCAGUCCAAACAUUCGCAGCGCGUGCCAUGGCAGGGAAACUGGAUCUUAUUUCCAAGUGCAUUAGAACUUUCCCUGAUUUUCCUACGAAGGGGAUUCCGUUCAAGGAUAUUUUUCCAGUCUUGAAGGAUCCGAAGGCUCUGGCUGCUGUGACCGAUCUCUUUGAGGAGCACGCAAGGCGCGCGUAUCCUCAGGUGGAUCUUAUAGUCGGACUUGACGCUCGAGGAUUUCUGUUUGGGCCGCUUUUGGCUCAGAGAUUAGGUGUAGGAUUUGCUCCAAUCAGAAAAAAAGGGAAGCUCCCUGGUCCCACGUUAUCAGUAGCUUAUAGUCUUGAGUAUGCAAAGGCCGAGGCGGAGAUGCAGGAAGAUGCUGUUUCUGCAGGACAGAAGGUCCUGAUCGUUGAUGAUUUACUGGCUACUGGAGGUGAGUGA